UUUUAGAAUUUUUUAAAAAUUAAAACUUGGACUAGAUUUUAAUAAAAUGUCCGCUCCACGUAGUGUUGCUAGCGGUGUUGGUGCUGCUCAAGCAAGUAAAUACAAUGAAGUUGAAGGAGAACUCCUUCUUAAUUGGAUUAAGAAAGUGACAGGCGAAAAUAUUGCUAUAAACGGAACUAGGGAAAAUUUUGUGAAACAAUUGAAAGAUGGAACUUUGCUUUGCAAAUUUGCUAACAAAAUUGUGCCAAAUUCAAUCACAAAGGCACAGGCAAAACCGAACAGCACAUUCCAAUAUAUGAGCAAUUUGGAGCUGUUCUUAACGUUUAUUUCAAGCCAAGGAGUCCCUAGGGAGGAACAAUUCCGAGCAGUCGAUUUAGUUGAAUCUCGUGACCUCUACUCUGUUUGUAUGACAUUAAAUUCUCUUGGCCGCAUUUUGGAACGUCAAGGAAAAACUCAUCCAGAGCAGGUUAAGUCGUCAGAAAUUCUUAAUUUGGGUACUGGUGACCAGGUGCGCCUUCGUGUUUAA
Molecule: messenger RNA, 526 nt
Organism: Meloidogyne enterolobii
Lineage: Eukaryota; Metazoa; Nematoda; Chromadorea; Rhabditida; Meloidogynidae
Source: the annotation of a GenBank genome assembly